Molecule: messenger RNA, 280 nt
Organism: Pelobates cultripes (western spadefoot toad)
Lineage: Eukaryota; Metazoa; Chordata; Amphibia; Anura; Pelobatidae
Source: the annotation of a GenBank genome assembly
AUGAAAAUCCUUUGCCUGGAUGAGCCUUACCUGCCCCAUCGCCAGUCUUUGGUGGAUGGUGAAGAUGAAUACGAGAAGGAUGAAAUUCUUGACUUGUGGAUCUUCUGCAACAAACUUCAAUACCUGGAUCAAGGCCAAGGCUAUGGUGAGGAGGAUAAAGCCAGUUGGAAUAAUAUUGGAAGCCAGUUGACAAUAUUCAUGCUCCUGAUCUUCUUCAGUCUUCUCGCACGGUACCCUGCUAAACCAGGGAAUAAGACAUCUGGAGGCUGCACCUGUAGAG